Messenger RNA from Spinacia oleracea (spinach), 3454 nucleotides. RefSeq names its product auxin response factor 4. Gene Ontology annotation, biological process: response to hormone; regulation of DNA-templated transcription. Gene Ontology annotation, cellular component: nucleus. The coding region runs from base 729 to 3116 and encodes 795 amino acids. The transcript is spliced from 12 exons. The record is from RefSeq and is a predicted model, not a curated record. NCBI's taxonomy places the organism in Eukaryota, Viridiplantae, Streptophyta, Magnoliopsida, Caryophyllales, Amaranthaceae. Gene Ontology annotation, molecular function: DNA binding.
GUUGGAGGUCCUUUCACUCUCUUAGUCCCCCCUCUCUCUUGCUCUUCCUCUCGAAACUGUAGGAAACGAAAAUAACAGGAGCUAGAGAAAAGAUAAAGACAUAAGCCAAGGCAAAAGCAGAGAUAGAGAGAGAGAGAGAGGUGUUGUGGUGGUGGGGGAGAGUACUUGCUUAGCAUGUCCCCCCCACCCAACUCCUCCUCCUCUCUAAUUAACACAAUACCAUGUUCAAAAAUACCCACUUGCCUUCACAUUUGCACCUUUCUUUUUCCUUUUGCUUCCUGUUCUUUCUAUGCAAUUGUCUAUUUUUCUGCUGCUACUGUCACUGUUCUUGCUGCUUCCCUCUUCCCAGUCCUGCAGAAAAUGGGGUUGAAGGAAUCAUACUUUGAAGUUCUGGGUACAAUUUGAUUCCCACCUUUUUUUGUUGUUGUUAAAUUCCCACUAAUUUUCUCCCCUUUUUACAUUCUGGGUACCCCUCAAAAUGAAGUUUUGUAGCUAUGAUUUGACUACUUUGGCACCAAUUUUACAGUGUUUUCAGCCAUUCACUUUCUGGGUAUCCCAUAAAAGUUAGAAAAAUCUAAUUGAUUGCUUGUUCUGGUAAUUUCUUUAUUAUCUGGUGGGGGGUUUUAAUGUUCUUGUGUAGUUUCUACUUUCUAAUGCUGUAUUAAGUAAGGUAUUUGGGCUUGAUUUAGUUUGAGUUAGGGAAGAACUAUUAUCGAGGGUUUUGGUUCAUGGAAAUUGAUUUGAAUCAUGAAGUUAUGAGUGAGGUGGAGAAGAUUGCAUACGGCAAUGGUCAUUACGAAGGUGGAACUUAUGGUUGUUCAUAUUCUUCUUCUUCUUCAUGCUCCUCGAAUACUUCUCCAUCUGCUGGCACUUCUUACAUGGAGCUUUGGCAUGCUUGUGCUGGUCCGCUCAUUUUUUUACCCAGAAAAGGGAAUGUGGUUGUGUAUUUCCCUCAGGGCCAUUUGGAACAAGCUGUUGCGUUGUCUCUGUUCCCGCCUUACCCUCCAAUGGAACUUCCUACUUAUCAUCUCCGUCCCCAAAUCUUCUGCAGGGUUGCAAAUAUUCAACAUCUUGCUAAUAAGGAAAAUGAUGAGGUAUACAUACAACUGACCCUAUUCCCUUUGCCGGAGUUGGGUAGGACUUAUUUGGGAAGCAAAGCAGAGGGGCUAGGAGAUGAAGAAGAUGCGACGAAAUUGCUUCCAAAGUCAACACCUCACAUGUUCUGUAAGACGCUUACAGCUUCUGAUACUAGUACUCAUGGUGGAUUUUCUGUGCCUCGUCGUGCUGCAGAAGACUGCUUUCCACCUUUGGACUAUAAACUGCAGCGCCCCUCUCAAGAAUUGGUUGCUAAGGACUUGCAUGGUGUGGAGUGGAGGUUUCGACAUAUUUACCGCGGUCAGCCUAGACGGCAUCUGUUGACAACAGGAUGGAGCAUCUUUGUCAGCCAGAAGAAUCUUGUUGCAGGCGAUGCCGUACUUUUCUUGAGGGGUGAAGAUGGAGAGUUGAGAUUGGGCUUAAGAAGAACUCUUCGGCCUAAAAGUGGUCUUCCUGAUUCUGUAAUAGGCAAACAUAGCAUGUACCCGAAUGUUCUUUCUGCAGUGGUUAAUGCUGUAUCUUCUAAGACCAUGUUUCAUGUCUACUAUUGCCCCAGGGCAAGCCAUCCUGCGUUUAUUGUACCGUACCAUAGAUAUGUUAAAAGCAUUUCCGAUCCAAUAUCUACUGGAACGAGAUUUAAGAUGAGAUUUGAAGUAGAUGACUCUCCAGAUAGAAGGUGCAGCGGUGUCAUUAUAGGUGUUAAUGACAUUAAUCCCUAUAAAUGGCCUAAUUCAAAAUGGAGAUGUUUGAUGGUCAGGUGGGAUGAAGAUAUUGUCAGUGAUGGACAAGAACGGGUUUCUCCCUGGGAGAUUGAUCCUUCGGUGUCUCUCCCUCCACUGAGCAUCCAGUCUUCUCCAAGGAUAAAAAAACUUAGACUUGGUUUGCCAGCCAGUCUGUCCAGCCCUGUCGACUGUGGAGGGCUUGGAAUUUUGGACUUUGAGGAGUCAGUCAGAUCCUCCAAGGUCUUGCAAGGUCAAGAAAAUGUUACUUAUAUUUCACCUCCAUAUGGAUGUGAUAAGGUGAACAGCAUGCUGGAUAAUGUACCAGGAGCCUCUGGCCAGCAGAGUCUUUCAUCUUCUAGGAUACCAAGAAUUAAUAUGAGUGAAUUUAGAUCACUGGCUCAACCGGUGAAUUACACAGGCUUUUUGGAAUCAAACAGAUUUCCAAAGGUCUUGCAAGGUCAAGAAAUUUGCCCGUUGAGAUCCUUCACAGGAAAAAUGAACUUCAAUCCUGGUGCUUGGCUCAACCCCACUUUAGCUUCAACUUAUUUCAACGGACCCAAACCCAGUUUCUAUCCUCUAGCUUCAGAAGGCACCAGAAACAUGUAUUUUCCUUUUGACGUUUACAAAUCUGAUCUAGAUUCUGUGACGAUUCCUUGUGAAAAUACAAUGGAAAAAGAGAACUCGGCAUUUGGUUCGUCUUCUUUCCGUACUAAUGUCCUCAGCCAAAAGUUUAUGACGCCAAAUGUUGACAAUGAGCAUACUUCAGCAAAGAACCUGUCUUUGCUUAACUCGUUAAAUGCAAGUGACAAAGAUCAGAAAGAUGGUCUUGACGAUGGGCCUAGACCAAAUUGUAAGUUAUUUGGGUUCUCAUUGGAACAGGAAACUUCAGGCACAAACUCUGAAAUUCGCAGUAGAAGGAGUUGCACAAAGGUUCACAAGCAAGGUAGCUCAGUUGGAAGAGCCAUUGAUCUGUCCAAGUUAAAGAGUUAUGCAGAUCUAAUAAUUGAAUUGGAGCGUCUGUUCAGUAUGGAAGAAGUUCUACAAGAUCCUGCAAAGGGAUGGAGGAUACUUUACACAGACAAGGAAAAUGAUGUGAUGGUGGUGGGUGAUGAUCCAUGGAAUGAGUUCUGUGAUGUUGUGUCAAAGAUCCACAUACACACCCGUGAAGAAGUAGAGAAGAUGACGGUUGGUAUGAUGACUGAUGAUAACCAAAGCUGUCUUGAGGAAGCACCAGCUACGCUUGAUGCGUGCAAGUCGUCCUCUGUGGGUCAGCCUGAUAGUUCUCCUAGCGCUACGUGACUGGGUGACUAAGAGGAUUUAAGCUGCAUAUCCCUUGAAAUGGUUUAUAAUUUAUACAAGUAUUUCUGAAUAAUAUGGGAGUAGUUAUGUUCUAUUUUGCAAUCAAACAUGGUUUAUAUGUAAUGUACCUGUGUCAUCUCGGGCUCUGUUGGUUACAUUCUGGUGUAUUCUUGCAUUAUUAGAUGUAUGUUGGAUUUACAACUAAGGCUAUGUUGUGAGUUGUGACUAGUUAAUAUGGUGUUUGGUACAAAUAUUGGUGCCUUUUGUUUCAAGGAUAUGAGCAUGCUAUGGUAAUAAACUAAUAAUUAAUAACGGGGAAGUUAUUAUUGAUUUAUGCA